AUGUUUAAAAAUUUCAAGAUCGAAAAUAACAAGCAAUCUGGAAUUGGUCAGUCUAAUCACCACAAUGACUUAAUUGUCCGGACUGAUAAUUUUCCAGUUAAACAAUACAGGCUACAGCCUUCAAAACUAAAAGAUACAAGACAUAAGCUCUUAGAAGUAAUGCAGUCAGUUGAUAUCAAUUUUAUUUAUAAAGACAUUGCAAAAGAUAAACUUUCAAAGUCAAUAUUAUUGGCAAGCACAAAAAUAAAGCCAAGAAAGCAGCUAUAGGGCUUUCCCUUGAAUAGCCCGAUAACGGGAUGAAGCCAGCCCGUUAUCGGGCUAUUCAAGGGAAAGCCCUAUAUCUCCUGGAAGGUUUUAUCAUAGGCCUGAUUCCAGAACUUCUCCGUUGAGAAAUGAAAAUGACUCUUCAAUGAAUGUGAGAGGUUUCAAGUCAGAAAAAAUCAAAAAAGAAAAUUUAUCUACUAGUAAAAUUGGCACAAAUAGAAGAAUGGCUUCAAAUAAUUCUAAUGUAAAUUCGGUAGCUCAUGAAAACUGAAAUCAUUUAGAUGAGUCUCGGCCAGGCUCAGCUGCAAAUUUCCCAUUAAUUACGGUCUGUAGUAAAGGAGAAUCGAAUUUGCACUGACUAUUUGAUCAAGCUAAAGCUGCCAAUCAUUGCAGAACACAGAGUGAGCCAGUUGAUAUUAUAUUAAAAGAGACUCUUGAAAAAACUGCAAAAAGCAAAAAAAUUGAGAAAAUAAAAGUAAAAAUCAAAAAUAAGUCUUCGAGAAUGGCAUUUAAUAGAGAAAACAGUUAA
Blepharisma stoltei is the source of this 793-nucleotide messenger RNA. The record is from the annotation of a GenBank genome assembly. NCBI's taxonomy places the organism in Eukaryota, Ciliophora, Heterotrichea, Heterotrichida, Blepharismidae.